AUGUCCAAGUACGUUUCCAGAGUCAACGAGCUACUCCGCGAUGGUCUUUACACCCAGUUAAAACAAGAUCCCUCGCCGAAUGAAUUAAAAACCAUCCGCAGUGCCAUAAAAACAAGUAAGCUUUUUUAUAACUGUUUUAAUUUAAUCCCUUCUGUUUCACACUGUGCUAGAUUUUACGCUCUGCCUAAAGUCCAUAAGAUCGGAGUACCUUUAAGACCUAUUGUUUCCAACAUACGCACCGCUUCUUAUGGACAGGCCAAAUUUCUCACUUCUAGGUUUGCCCCAUUGCUGGACUCCAACACACAUUCUGUCAAACAUUCUGUUGAUUUUGUUAAUAUUCUUCGUAGGUUCAAACCUAAUAAUUUACUUAUGGUUUCUUUUGAUGAUAAAUCUCUUUUUACCAAUGUACCUGUUAUUGGAGCCUUACGGUGUCUUGAAACAAGACUCCGGGAAUUCCAUCACACCUAA
This is a messenger RNA of Uloborus diversus, 468 nucleotides long. RefSeq lists its product as uncharacterized. The transcript has a single exon. The record is from RefSeq and is a predicted model, not a curated record. The coding region runs from base 1 to 468 and encodes 155 amino acids. Lineage: Eukaryota; Metazoa; Arthropoda; Arachnida; Araneae; Uloboridae.